Nymphaea colorata (pocket water lily) is the source of this 1397-nucleotide messenger RNA. RefSeq names its product probable carboxylesterase 17. The record is from RefSeq and is a predicted model, not a curated record. NCBI's taxonomy places the organism in Eukaryota, Viridiplantae, Streptophyta, Magnoliopsida, Nymphaeales, Nymphaeaceae. The transcript has a single exon. Gene Ontology annotation, molecular function: hydrolase activity. Bases 173 to 1201 code for a protein of 342 amino acids.
AGCACUGUGGCCACCUCAUCUCCCCAUCUUCUUGACGUCGACUUCCGUCCUCCAAACUCCCCUCCCUCAUUAUAAACUUGAAGAAAGAAAACAUGAGAGUCAGAGGAAUUUCUGUCCCUGGUUCGUGUCCGUAGAUCUUGCGAAAGGAAGCGGAAGAAGAGGAGGUGAGAAGAUGGCAGAUGAAAAAGGAGGAGAAAGCAAGCAGGUUGUCGAGGAGCUCCCCGGCCUCAUCACUCUCUACUCCGACGGAUCGGUGGUUCGCUAUGAACCAUCUGAUCCUCACUCCCCAAUUUAUAGCAUUCCCCCUUCGACGGCCGCCACCCCCGCCGACUUCUCCUCUUACGACAUCACCCUCUACCCCGCCACCAACGUCUGGGCUCGCAUCUUCUUCCCUCCGGGGGUCACCUCCGGCGAACCGGCAGCCCCUUUUCCUAUCGUCCUCCACUUCCACGGCGGAGGCUUCUGCCUCGGCUCCCCUUCGUGGAGGAUGUACCACACGACGGUCGGUCAGUUCUGCAUUUCUUCCGGUGCAAUUUGGGUGUCCGUCGCGUACCGUCUCGCCCCGGAGAGCAGGCUGCCUGCCGGGUUCCUCGACUGCCAGGAGGCCUUCGAUUGGCUCCGUCAACUGCCGAACUCGCCGCAACCCGACGAUUCCCCCGCGGCCCUCCUCCGCCGGCUCGGCGACUUCGGGCGCGUCUUUCUCGCCGGCGACAGCGCGGGCGGAAACUUUGCCUACCACGUUGUGCUGCAGUCGAUCCGGGAAGGAACGACGCACUCCCAAGCGUUUCGAGUCAGGGGCUUGCUCCUGCUGCACCCUGGGUUCAUACGGGAGGAGAGGAGCGAAUCGGAGAGAAACGGUUCGGAGAGGGCUCUGGUGGAUAUCGACUCGGUGGAGGUGGGGGCGAGGAUGGCGCUGCCGGCGGGGGAGACUCAGGACUACUUCCUGUUGAACCCGGCGGUGCCCAACUCCAGGGAGGCGGCGCUGCCUCCGAGCUUGGUGUUCAUCGGAGGGGAGGACAUCUUCAGGGAUCGGCAGGCGGAGUUCUGCGGGAAGAUGGCGGAUGAGGGGCAGGCGGUGGAGGUGGUGAGGCAGGAGGGGAUGGGCCACUGCUUCUUCCUGAACGAGAAGUUCCGAAGCUCUGCAGAGGCUGUGGACCUCCUGGAAAGGGUGGUCGCCUUCAUCCGAUGUACUGAAACAUAAAUGCAUGAGAAAGAGAGGGAGGGAGUGUGUGUGGUCGGGUCUGUGGCCAUCGAGGAAGAAGAGAGAAGAGACGCUGUGGAUCUGCAACCUUCGAAAUUUGGUUGUUGUGCGUCCUUGUCAAGCAUUUUCUUCGCCCCUAGAAAUUGUGAAGAUUCCAACCACAAUUUAAUGAACCAAACUUUUGCCUGUUCGUAUA